UAAUAUAAAAUUAUGAAACUGAUAUUUUCCUUGAUAUUAGCAAUAAUGUUAUCCUUAGCAUUAGCUAUGACUCCAAUAUAUACCUCUUUGGAUUGCCAAGAGUGUCGUAGGAAAGAUCACAGAGUUUGUAAAGGCAACUUUGAAUAUCAAAUACCUUAUUGCUGAGAACAAGACGAUAAUGAGUUCCCUUGUUAUAAUGAAACGGAUUCUAUUUGAAGUGACGAGCUCGAUCCAGAUCAUGGAUUUGCCUCUCGCUACAUCUUGUGUCCUUAUGAAUUAUGAGAGUACUCCAUUUUUAUAUAUGAUAAUUUGACUUCUCACGAUCAGGUGCCAGUAGGUCGCUACAAUUAUUGCGUAAACGAAGUUUUCUUUGUUGGCACAAGACCAAUAGAACUGAGUCUUUCUGGUGUAGAAGAAAAUGGAGUUAAGGUAGAAGCUUGGAAGAAAUUCCCUGAUGCCAGCGUUAGAAGACUCGGUCAUCCAGAAGGUUUAACAGUACCGGUAGAGGGUAAUCAUUUCCAUGUCUAUAUGGUUGCAGAAGGACAGCCAGAAGGAUUCGGAAGGUAUUAUACUUUGGACACAAAGGUAACAAUCAAAGGAGUGCAAGAAAAAGUGUUGGAUGGAGAUUUAAAAGUAGAAACAAUGGAAUAUUAAAAAUUUC
Messenger RNA from Moneuplotes crassus, 661 nucleotides. The record is from the annotation of a GenBank genome assembly. Lineage: Eukaryota; Ciliophora; Spirotrichea; Euplotida; Euplotidae.